Messenger RNA from Hyaloperonospora brassicae, 6957 nucleotides. NCBI's taxonomy places the organism in Eukaryota, Oomycota, Peronosporomycetes, Peronosporales, Peronosporaceae. The record is from the annotation of a GenBank genome assembly.
AUGUUGGACGAGCGCAGUCGCCGCUGGGACAAAAUGAACGCGAAGCGCUACGGCGAGAAGCGCAAGUUUGGGUUUGUCGAGUCGGUGAAAGACGAUAUGCCGCCCGAGCACGUGCGGAAGAUCAUUAAAGACCACGGCGACAUGAGCAGCAAGAAGUUCCGCCACGACAAACGCGUGUACUUGGGCGCGCUCAAGUACGUGCCGCACGCGAUUUUCAAGCUGCUGGAGAACAUGCCCAUGCCAUGGGAACAAGUGAAGGACGUCAAGGUGCUGUACCACAUUACGGGCGCGAUUACGUUUGUCAACGAAGUGCCGUGGGUCAUUGAGCCGGUUUACAUUGCUCAAUGGGGGACCAUGUGGAUCAUGAUGCGACGCGAGAAGCGCGACCGACGGCACUUUAAGCGCAUGCGCUUCCCGCCGUUCGAUGACGAGGAGCCGCCGCUGGACUAUGGCGACAAUAUCUUGGACAUUGAGCCCUCGGAGAGCAUUACAAUGGAGCUCGACGAGGAAGACGACGAAGCCGUGAUUGAGUGGCUGUACGACUCAAAACCGCUCGUGGACUCGAAGUUUGUCAAUGGGCCGAGCUACCGCAAGUGGCGGCUGCCCGUGCCCAUUAUGGCCAACUUGCACCGUCUUGCCGGCCAAUUGAUAAGUGACUUGGUCGAUCCGAACUACGAGUAUUUGUUUGACAAGAAGUCGUUCUUUACCGCUAAAGCAUUGAAUGUCGCGAUUCCAGGUGGCCCAAAGUUCGAGCCGCUGUACCGUGACUUGGACGAAGAUGACGAGGACUGGAACGAGUUCAACGACAUCAACAAGAUCAUUAUCCGUCACCAGAUCCGCACGGAGUACAAAGUGGCAUUCCCGUUUCUCUACAAUAGUCGACCGCGGUCCGUGCACAUUCAACCGUACCAUACUCCUGUGCUGUGCUACAUCAAGGCAGAAGAUCCUGAUUUGCCAGCGUUCUACUUCGAUCCGAUUGUGAAUCCGAUCUCUCAUUUUCGGGUGAACCGCUCUGGAAGACAGGACGGCGUGGAGGAAGUGGAGGAAGGCGGGGACGAUGAGGACGACGACGAGUUCCAGCUGCCUAUGGGAUUCGACCCACUUUUGACGGAUGAGCCGCUGUACACUCCGGAAACGGCUAAUGGCAUUGCUCUGUACUGGGCUCCGCGGCCGUUCAACCUGCGCACCGGUCGAACUCGUCGAGCCAUCGAUGUACCAUUGGUGAACAAGUGGUUUCAGGAGCACUGCCCGCAAGGACAGCCCGUGAAGGUUCGUGUGAGCUACCAGAAACUACUGAAGUGCUGGGUGCUGAACUCACUGCAUCACCGCCCUCCAAAAGCACUCAACAAGAAGUACCUGUUCAAGUCGCUCAAGUCGACGAAGUUUUUCCAGAGCACUGAGUUGGACUGGGUCGAAGCUGGUCUACAAGUGUGCCGCCAGGGCUACAACAUGUUGAACUUGCUGAUCCACCGCAAGAACUUGAACUACCUGCACUUGGACUAUAACUUCAAUCUGAAGCCGAUCAAAACGCUCACGACGAAGGAGCGUAAGAAGUCGCGCUUCGGUAAUGCGUUCCACCUGACUCGAGAGAUUCUCCGUCUGACGAAGCUGAUCGUCGAUGCCCAUGUCCAGUAUCGAUUGGGCAACGUUGACGCGUUCCAGCUUGCUGAUGGACUUCAGUAUAUAUUUGCGCACGUUGGGCAGUUGACGGGUAUGUACCGAUACAAGUACCGCCUCAUGCGCCAGGUCCGUAUGUGCAAGGACUUGAAGCACUUGAUCUACUACCGGUUUAACACCGGACCGGUUGGCAAGGGACCUGGAUGUGGUUUUUGGGCACCUGGCUGGCGUGUCUGGUUAUUCUUUCUACGAGGUAUUGUACCGUUGCUCGAGCGCUGGCUCGGGAACUUGCUAGCGCGUCAGUUCGAAGGCCGUCACUCGAAGGGUAUUGCAAAGACUGUCACGAAGCAGCGCGUAGAAAGCCAUUUCGACUUGGAGCUUCGCGCAGCCGUGAUGCACGACAUUCUGGAUAUGAUGCCGGAAGGUGUGAAGGCGAACAAGUCCAGAGCAAUCAUGGCGCACCUCAGUGAAGCCUGGCGCUGCUGGAAGGCAAACAUUCCGUGGAAGGUACCUGGUUUGCCUGCUCCCAUCGAGAACAUGAUCUUGCGAUAUGUAAAGUCCAAGGCUGACUGGUGGACCAACGUAGCACACUACAACCGCGAGCGCAUCAAACGUGGUGCCACUGUCGACAAAACUGUCUGCAAGAAAAAUCUAGGUCGCUUGACGCGACUGUGGCUCAAGGCAGAGCAAGAACGUCAACACAACUACCUCAAGGAUGGCCCGUAUGUGUCUGCUGAGGAAGCCGUGGCGGUGUACACCACCACUGUGCACUGGCUGGAAAGUCGAAAGUUUGCCCCCAUCCCGUUCCCACCGUUGUCGUACAAGCACGACACGAAAUUGCUCAUCCUUGCGUUGGAACGACUGAAGGAAAACUACUCUGUCAACAAUCGGCUGAACCAGACGCAGCGUGAAGAACUGGGUCUGAUUGAGCAAGCUUACGACAAUCCACACGAAGCGCUGUCGCGCAUCAAGCGGCAUUUGCUCACUCAGCGUGCUUUCAAGGAAGUCCACCUCGAGUUUAUGGAUCUGUACAGUCACUUGAUUCCUGUGAACGACAUCGAACCGCUGGAGAAGAUCACCGAUGCGUACCUUGACCAGUACUUGUGGUACGAAGCUGACAAGCGCCACCUCUUCCCAUGCUGGAUCAAGCCCAGCGACUCCGAGCCGCCCCCGUUGCUCGUUUACAAGUGGUGCCAGGGAGUGAACAACUUGCACAACGUGUGGGACACUUCCGCUGAAGAGUGUGUGGUAAUGCUGGAGUCGAAGCUCGAGAAGGUGUACGAGAAGAUCGACUUGACCUUGUUGAACAGGCUUCUGCGGCUGAUUCUGGAUCACAAUAUCGCCGACUACAUGACGGCGAAAAACAACGUUGUUAUUGCGUACAAGGACAUGAUGCACACGAACUCGUACGGCCUGAUCCGUGGAUUACAGUUUGGAUCGUUUAUCUUCCAGUACUACGGCCUGAUUUUGGAUCUGCUGCUGCUGGGUUUGACUCGCGCGACUGAGAUCGCCGGUCCACCAGAGCUUCCGAAUGAGUACCUGUCGUUCAAGGACACUGCGUCGGAGACCCGGCACCCGAUUCGUUUGUACACGCGGUACAUCGACAAGAUUUACGUGCUGUUCCGGUUCGAUGCCGACGACUCGCGGGACUUGAUUCAACGGUACUUGACGGAGCACCCGGACCCCAAUAAUGAAAAUGUGGUUGGGUACAACAACAAGAAGUGCUGGCCUCGUGAUGCACGCAUGAGGCUUAUGAAACACGACGUGAACCUCGGACGGGCAACAUUCUGGGAUAUGAAGAAUCGUUUGCCGCGCUCAAUGACUACGUUUGAGUGGGACAACAGCUUUGCGUCCGUGUACUCGAAAGACAACCCGAAUUUGCUGUUCAAUAUGUGCGGGUUCGAAGUGCGUAUUCUGCCGAAGAUGCGUGCAGUUGACGCGGAGUUCACGCACAAGGAUGGCGUAUGGAUCUUGCAAAAUGAGACCACAAAGGAGCGCACCGCUCAGGCGUAUCUCCGCGUGGACGACGAGUCGCUGCAGUCGUUCGAGAAUCGGAUUCGCCAGGUCUUGAUGUCUUCUGGCAGCACAACGUUCACUAAGGUUGCAAAUAAGUGGAAUUCGGCCCUGAUCGGACUGAUGACGUACUACCGCGAGUCUGUCGUGCAGACCCAAGAGUUGUUGGACCUCUUGGUCAAGUGUGAAAACAAGAUUCAGACACGCAUCAAGAUCGGGUUGAACUCAAAGAUGCCGUCCCGGUUUCCUCCUGUGGUGUUUUACACGCCGAAGGAGCUAGGUGGUCUAGGUAUGUUAUCGAUGGGUCACGUUCUGAUUCCUCAAUCUGACCUUCGCUACUCGAAGCAAACCGACGGUGGUGGUGUGACGCAUUUUCGGUCCGGAAUGUCGCACGAGGAGGAUCAGUUGAUCCCGAACUUGUUCCGCUACUUGCAGCCGUGGGAGUCUGAGUUUAUCGAUUCGCAGCGCGUGUGGGCUGAAUACGCGUUGAAGCGACAAGAGGCCAAUGCUCAGAACCGUCGCUUGACACUGGAGGAUCUAGAAGACUCUUGGGAUCGUGGUAUUCCGCGUAUCAACACAUUGUUCCAAAAGGACCGCCACACGCUGGCAUACGACAAGGGUUGGCGCGUACGCACGGGCUUCAAGUGUUACCAGGUGAUGCGCCAGAACCCGUUUUGGUGGACCCACCAACGGCACGAUGGUAAGUUGUGGAACUUGAACAACUACCGAACCGACAUGAUUCAGGCACUGGGUGGCGUCGAAGGCAUUCUUGAGCACACAUUGUUCAAGGGCACCUACUUCCCUACAUGGGAAGGCUUGUUCUGGGAGAAGGCGUCUGGGUUCGAGGAGAGUAUGAAGUACAAGAAGCUGACAAACGCGCAGCGAUCGGGUUUGAACCAGAUUCCCAACCGCCGAUUCACGCUGUGGUGGUCUCCUACGAUCAACCGCGCCAAUGUGUAUGUAGGUUUCCAGGUCCAACUGGAUUUGACGGGUAUCUUCAUGCACGGCAAAAUCCCGACUCUCAAGAUCUCUCUUAUCCAAAUCUUUCGCGCCCAUUUGUGGCAGAAGAUUCACGAGUCACUGGUCAUGGAUUUAGUAUUUGACCAGGAGCUAGAUGCGCUGGAGAUCGAGAGUGUGCAGAAGGAAACGAUUCACCCGCGUAAGUCGUACAAGAUGAACUCAUCUUGCGCGGACGUUCUUCUUUUCGCUGCGUACAAGUGGCAAAUGGGUCGGCCGACGUUGUUGCAUGACACGAAGGACAGUUAUGACGGCUCAACGAGUUCGAAGUACUGGAUCGAUGUGCAGCUCCGCUGGGGCGACUUUGACUCGCACGACAUCGAGCGAUACGCACGUGCCAAGUUCUUGGACUACACAACGGACAAUAUGACAAUUUAUCCGUCACCGACAGGUGUGUUGCUCGCAGUGGAUCUGGCGUACAACCUCUACAGUGGGUACGGGAAUUGGUUCCCCGGGUGCAAGCCGCUGAUGCAACAGGCUAUGGCCAAAAUCAUGAAAGCGAACCCCGCUUUGUAUGUGCUGCGCGAGCGUAUUCGCAAAGGCUUGCAACUAUACUCUUCCGAGCCGACGGAACCGUAUCUAUCAAGUCAGAACUAUGGGGAGCUGUUUUCGAAUCAGAUCAUUUGGUUUGUUGACGACACGAAUGUGUACCGCGUGACGAUCCACAAGACGUUCGAAGGCAAUCUGACGACGAAGCCGAUCAAUGGUGCCAUCUUCAUAUUCAACCCGCGUACCGGCCAACUGUUCUUGAAGAUCAUUCACACGUCAGUGUGGGCGGGCCAGAAGCGCUUGGGACAACUGGCGAAGUGGAAGACUGCUGAAGAAGUAGCAGCCCUGAUUCGGUCACUGCCCGUGGAAGAACAGCCGAAGCAGAUUAUUGUGACGCGCAAGGGUAUGCUGGAUCCGCUUGAGGUGCAUCUGUUGGAUUUCCCGAACAUUGUCAUCAAGGGCAGUGAGCUGCAGCUGCCAUUCCAAGCGUGCUUGAAGGUGGAGAAGUUUGGCGAUUUGAUCCUGAAGGCAACGGAGCCGCAAAUGGUUCUGUUUAACAUCUACGACGACUGGCUCAACACGAUCACAUCGUACACGGCAUUCUCUCGUCUGAUCUUGAUCCUACGCGCGCUGCACGUAAGCAACGAUCGCACGAAGAUCAUUCUACGGCCUGACGGUGAAACAACAACGCAGCCACACCACAUUUGGCCGUCACUCGCAGACGAGCAGUGGCUGAAGGUGGAAGUGCAGCUGAAGGAUUUGAUCCUGGGCGACUACGGUAAGAAGAACAAUGUGAAUGUUGCUUCACUGACGCAGUCGGAGAUCCGCGACAUCAUCUUGGGUAUGGAGAUUUCGGCACCGUCGCUACAGCGGCAGCAGGUUGCUGAGAUUGAGCAACAAGCGCGGGAGCAGAGCCAGCUCACAUCGGUGACAACAAAGACUGUGAACAAGCAUGGCGAUGAGAUGGUAGUCACCACGACGAGUCAGUACGAGCAGCACUCGUUCGCUUCGAAGACGGACUGGCGCGUGCGUGCGAUCUCGGCGACGAACCUGCAUUUGCGUACGAACCAUAUCUACGUGACAUCAGAUGACAUCAAGGAGACCGGGUUUACGUACGUGCUGCCGAAAAACGUGCUCAACAAGUUUAUCACCGUGUCGGACUUGCGGACCCAGAUCUGUGGUCUCAUGUAUGGAGUAAGCCCGCCAGACAAUCCGCAGGUGAAGGAGAUCCGCUGUAUCGUGAUGCCGCCACAGCUCGGUACUCACCAGAGCGUGACAAUCCCGCUGCAUUUGCCGGACCACGAGUACUUGGAAGGCAUGGAGGCGCUUGGCUGGAUUCACACACAGCCGAACGAGCUGCCAAGCUUACCACCGCAGGACGUGACCUUCCACUCGAAGAUCAUGUCGGAGAACACGUCGUGGGAUGGCGAGAAGAGUAUCAUAAUCACGUGCAGCUUCACGCCUGGUUCGUGCUCACUGACGGCGUACAAGCUGACGCCAGCUGGCUACGAAUGGGGUCGCCACAACAAGGACGGCGGUGCGAACCCCGUGGGGUUCGUUCCGACUCACUACGAAAAGGUGCAGAUGCUCUUGUCCGACCGGUUCCUGGGCUUCUACAUGGUCCCGGACGAGGACGUGUGGAAUUACAACUUUAUGGGCGUCAAGCACAACACGGGCAUGAAGUACGACGUGAAGCUGGGCAACCCCAAGGAGUUCUACCACGAGGUCCAUCGAAAGACGCACUUUAUGAACUUUAGCGCGCUUGAAGCCACGGACGAGGAGACGGCCAUUGACCAGGAGCAGCAAAAUGUCUUUGCCUAA